Messenger RNA from Diaporthe citri, 1188 nucleotides. RefSeq lists its product as uncharacterized. Bases 1 to 1188 code for a protein of 395 amino acids. The record is from RefSeq and is a predicted model, not a curated record. Gene Ontology annotation, biological process: proteolysis. NCBI's taxonomy places the organism in Eukaryota, Fungi, Ascomycota, Sordariomycetes, Diaporthales, Diaporthaceae. Gene Ontology annotation, molecular function: serine-type endopeptidase activity. The transcript is spliced from 4 exons.
AUGUUGGGCUUGAACCAUCUCGCUCUUGCUUUAAGCACCUUUUCCCUGGCUUGGACCCACCCAGUCCAACACAAACGGGCUGCCAUCCCUGGCAAGUACAUCGUCACUCUGAAGCCAGAGGCCGACGUCGGGAGCCACAUUACAUGGGUGAAUGGCAUCCAAGCCCGCAGCGUGCGACGCCAAGACGCUGACAGCGGCGUCACCAACUCAUAUGCUUUCAAGAGCUUCAGUGGCUACGCCGGCGCUUUUGACGAUGCCACCAUCGAGGAGAUCCGUAACAGUGCUGAGGUCGCCGCCGUGGAGGAGGACGCCGUCUGGGAGCUCUACGAGCUGACCACGCAGGCCGACGCGCCCUGGGGCCUGGGUUCCAUCUCCCACAAGGGGGAGAACUCGACUGAUUACAUCUACGACACCGAAGGAGGCGUCGGCACAUACGCCUAUAUCAUCGACACCGGCCUGCUGACGACCCACGUCGAGUUCGAGGGGCGCGCGUCUCUCGGCUACAACGCCUACCCGAACUCUGACUUUGUUGACCUGAUUGGGCACGGCACCCACGUUGCUGGCACCAUCGGCUCGCGCGCGUACGGUGUUGCGAAGCAGGCCAGCUUGAUAUCUGUCAGGGUGUUCGACACCGGUAGCUCCUCAACCUCGAUCGUCCUGGACGGCUACAACUGGGCAGUGAACAACAUCACCGCCGAAACGCGGGAGGCAACGUCCGUCGUCAGCCUCAGCUUGGGCGGCGGCUUCUCCGCAGCCUUCAACGCCGCCGUAGCAGCAGCCUACGAAGCAGGCAUCGCGACGAUCGUCGCGGCGGGCAACAACGGCGUCGACGCAAAGAGCUACUCGCCCGCCAGCGCGCCCGAGGCCAUCACCGUCGGCGCGGCCGCCAUCAACAACACCAAGCCCUCGUGGAGCAACUACGGCAGCAUCGUCGACAUCUUCGCCCCGGGCGUCGACACCCUCUCGUCGUGGAUCGGCUCCGACACGGCCACCAACACCAUCUCCGGCACCAGCAUGGCCACCCCGCACGUCUCGGGCCUGGUGCUGUACCUCAAGAGCGUGCUGGGCGGGCUCGAGGCCCCCGCUGACGUCGCUGCCAAGCUUACUGAGCUCGCGACUGAGGGCGUGCUCACUGGACUGGGGACUGGGAGCCCGAAUCUUUUGGCUUACAACGGGAACGGUGCUUAA